AAUAAUUUCUCUUUAUAAAUUCAAGACUUCAAUUUCACAGCUAUUCAUCUGCACUCUAAUUUUUAUAGCAUUCAAUUCCUUGUUUCACUCGGUUUUCUGUCCAUCAAUGGCAACACCCCCAAUCGCUCAUGAACCUUUUGCUUCGGAAUACGAUGUGUUCUUGAGCUUUAGAGGUGAAGAUACACGAAAAACUUUCACGGAUCAUCUUUAUUCAGCGCUGUGUCAAACUGGAAUCCGUACAUUUAGAGACGACGAAGAACUCAGAAAGGGUGAAUAUCUUGCUCCUGAGCUCACGAGAGCAAUUCAAAAUUCGAGAAUCUCUAUGAUAGUCUUCUCAAAAGACUAUGCAUCUUCUAGGUGGUGCCUGGAUGAACUUGUGCAAAUUGUGCAGUGUAAGGAGAAGGGAAAACAAAUAGUUUUUCCUAUUUUUUACAAUGUUGAUCCUUCUGAAGUGCGUAAGCAAAGUGGGAACUAUGGGUUGAGUUUUGCAAGGCACGAAGAACGUUUUGGGAAAGGAGAUAAAGUACAAAAGUGGAGAAAUGCGCUCACUAAAGUUGCAGAUAUGUCAGGUUGGGAUUUACAAGGCAUCACCAACGGAUAUGAAUCCAAGUUUAUCAAUACAAUAAUCAAUGAGGUUCGGUUGACAGUAAGUCAAGUACCAACGUUUGUGUCCAACACGGUAGGACUUGAUUAUCGUGUUGAGCAUGUGGUCCAGUUAUUGCUUGGAAAAUCUCAUGAUGGUGUCCGUAUGAUUGGGAUACAUGGUAUGGGAGGUAUUGGGAAGACAACUCUUGCAAAAGCGGUCUAUAACAGGCUUAAUGUAUACUUUGAAAGGAGCUGCUUUCUAGAGAUAGAUUCAGCAAUUUCAGGGCAACAAGAUAAUGGAAUAAAUCUUGAGAAGGUAGAUAAUCAGAUAAAAAAUAUACAAAAGCAGCUUUUUAAGAAGCUUUUUAAUGAGGAGAUUGACAUUGGCAGUAUAGACGAAGGAAUCAUGUUGAUGAAAAGGCGACUUCAAGCAAGAAAGUGUCUCAUUGUCCUUGAUAAUUUGGAGCAUAGAAAUCAAUUUAAUAAAUUAUGUGGAGGACGAGACUGGUUUGGUGGAGGAAGUAGACUUAUUUUAACCACAAGAGAGGCCCAUGUUUUUAAAGAGUUGAAUGUGGAUGAACAUUAUGAAGUUAAGGUAUUGAACCAUGAGGAGUCUUUGCAGCUAUUUAGUCUACGUGUAUUUGGAGAGCCUGCGUUGCAAAAAGAAGAUUAUAAUAAGCUUCUUCUAGAUGGCAUGGUUGCUUAUUGUGGGGGACUUCCAUUAGCUCUUGAAGUUUUAGGAGCUUAUUUGCGUCAUAAAUCGGAAAAGGAGUGGAAUAAUGCUUUUGAAAAAUUGAAAAGAAUUCCUCAUAAUGACAUUCAAGCUAAACUUAAAAUUAGUUAUGAUGGGCUUCCAGAUGAUCAUAUAAAAUCUCUUUUUCUUGAUCUUGUUUGUUUCUCCAAUGGAGUUUUUAAGGAGAAAAUUGAUAACAUGGGGUAUUUUUCGGACAUUGAAAUUCAAGACUUAGUUGACAAAUGCUUGAUAAAUUGUGAGCAGUCUUUGAUUAGUAUGCAUAGCUUAAUUCGAGAGAUGGGGAGAGAAGUUAUUCGUUCCGAGUCACCCAACAAUCCUGGUGAGCGUAGUCGGUUGUGGUGUCCUAAUGACAUCCAUGAUGUGCUUAUAGGGGAAAAGGGUACAAGAAAUAUUGAGGUGAUUGUAUUCAACUACUCACCUAUGAAAGGUGUGAAGUACAAUACAAAAGCAUUUAAGAAUAUGGAGAACUUAAGAAUUCUUGAAAUUGAUGAAGUCCAUCUUGAUGGAAAAUUCAAACAUCUAUCGAGUUCCAAGGUACUUAGAUGUUUGAAAUGGAAUCAUUGCCCUUUGAAAUCUAUCAAUAUUCCAUCAAGUGGUUGUUUUGAGAAGCUUGUGAGUCUGGAAAUAGUGAAUAGCAACAUCAAAGAAUUUAAAGCCCCUCUAAAGUAUUUUCCUUGUCUGGAGUCUUUGGAUAUGGAAUGGUGCCAUCAUCUCACAAGUACUCCGAACUUUAGCGGCUGUCAAAAUCUCCGUAAGUUAUCAUUUUUUGGAUGCUCAAGUUUGUUAAAGGUGCAUUCUUCCAUCGGAGAAUUGGGGAAAUUAGUUUCUUUAAGUUUUAGUGAAUGUCAAAAGUUAAAGAAACUUCCAAAGAACGUCAGCCAUUUGCGGUCACUGCAAGCUCUUAGUAUGUGGGGUUCGUUAGAACUUAAAGCAUCCCCUGAAAUUUUUGGAAAUUUAACCUCAUUACAAAGACUAUUUCUUGAACGUACCAGUACUUAUGGGGUGCUCUCCAACCUGUCUCACUUGUUCAACCUUAAAACAAUUGAGUUGAAUUUCUGCAAGAACCAAGAAGUACUCCAACAACUUCCUCACACUGUUGAAGUGGUCAGAUUGCAUCAUUGUGACAAUCUAAAAAUGAUCCAAGAGCUUCCACUUAACCUUAGGAUUAUUUCUUUAGAUAGUUGCAAAAGUCUUAAAAUGCUUCCAAUUCUUCCUCCCAAUCUUGAGCAAAUUCACUUAGAUGGUUGUGAAAAUCUUGAAAUGCUCCCGGAACUUCCUCACAGUCUUGAGAGAAUUAGGUUAUCUAGUUGCAAAAAUCUUAAAAUGCUCACAGAAUUUCCUCCUAAUCUCAGGGAUAUUUUUUUAGGUGGUUGUGAAAAGUUUGAAAUGCUUCCUGAACUUCCUUCCAAUCUUUCUGAAAUUAAGUUAGAUGAUUGGAAAAACUUAAAAAUGCUCCCAGAACUUCCUCUCAAUCUUAGGAAAAUUAUAUUAUAUAGGUGCAAAGAUCUUAAAAUGCUUCCAAAACUUCCUCUCAAUCUUCAUAAAAUUAGUCUAUCUAGUUGCAAAAACCUUAAAAUGCUUCCAAAAUUUCCUCCCAAUGUUACUGAAAUCUACAUAGAUGAUUGCCAAAACCUGAAAUUGCUCCCAGAACUUCCUCCGGGACUUCAAGAUCUUAUGGUUGAAAAUUGUGAGUUGAUCGAAAAAGUAUCAAACUUAUCAAAUUGUACGGGGUUGCAUCAUUUGAAUCUCAUCAAUUGCAAAAAGUUGAAGGAGUUUAAAGGUUGGGAGAAUUUUCAUUCUAUAAAGACAAUGAGGUUUGGAGGUGUUUCUCAUACCGAUUUCUCAGAAAGCAUUAAGGAGGUUUUAAAACACUCCAUGAAUUCCAAUGGUCUUCUUGCUUGUAAUGAAAUUCCUGGUUGGAUUAGAUGUCAGAAAGAAAAAUCGUCAAUAUCGUUUCAAUAUCCAUCAGCGAAUUUGAAGAAUCAUACAUUGGAAUUUUAUGGAUUUGUUUUUUUGGUUGUGUUCAAUCCGGCUCCACUACUCCCACCACUUUAUUGUCAUUAUGACAUGAGAAUUGAAACGCAUGAUUCCAAAGCCGUCCGAUAUGCAUGGCAUAAAUAUCGUGGGAUCCAAUUAGAAGUGGAAGGAAUUUUAUUUUUACAUGUCAUUACAGUUAAUGAUCUUUACGAUUAUGGGUUUGGAGAUAUAAAAGCCGGAGAAGUCAUCAAAGCUACACCCUAUAACUCAAAUUUAUGAAGGAUUUUACAGAGAUGGUAGGAUUAUAUCAUCAUCAUUCGUUGAAGCAAGUGUGGUAAAGAAAAUAGGAGUUGAAGCACUGUACAGAGAUAAAGAUGGCUCCCUACAACUUCUACCCCUCACUCAAGUUGGGUAGAACACUGAAGAAGAAGAAGAAGAAGAAGAAGAAGAAGAAUGUCUGAAAGCGCCAAAUAUGAGACCCAAAAAGAUCUUUCUAUUCAUGUUGUGUACGUCUCAUAUGUACUCAAGAAUGGUAGGUGUUGGACAAAAUGGAGCAGAGCAGAGUGACUGAAGCACUCUUCUUUUGUGCGUAACGCGGAGUGUGUCGAGGAUGUGGCACAUGGUUAAUUUAGUACAUGUUAAUGGUUUCAUAGGAUACCCAGACCAUCCGAGCCACAGGGGAGAUUCUUGGCAGCGAAGAAUGCUCGUGUGUUGGGUAAUAAUUAUGGUGUGAAAGAAGCUGAAGCCUUGAGUCUUAGGGAGGCUCUAAGCUGGAUUAAAGAUGCAGGAUUUAGCAUCCGCGAUUGGAGGUGUUGAAUUUUGUUUUGUGAAGCGAUCUACGAAUUGGCCACUCACAUUGUUGUCCGAGAGGCCAUUUUUGAGUCAGGUUGGGGGCGGUGGCUGGACAUUUCUCCAUUUUACCUUGUAAAUUGUCUUUCUUGUGAUUAAAUGAAUUAAAUUUUUGCACUAAAAAAAAGAAUCAUAUUUUCAUAUUUCGCUAGCUAGCUAGAUAAAACUCUCCCCUGAAGAUUUGUAUAUACUAAAUUAUUGUUCUCUAGAAUUAAACAGAUUCCAGUCUCAACCCAGUUUGCAGAUUAGUGCCAUAUGGAAGUUGAAGGGUUUCUAUGGUAUUUUGAUUCGACGAAAGAAUGGGGAGUUUGUGGUGGCAAAGAAUGGGUACAAGAAUGGUUGAAGUGAUUGCAUUCAACUACUCUCUUGUAAAAAAUGUAUAGUACAAUACAAAAGCAUUUAAGAACAUGGAGAAUUAAAGAAUUCUUGAAACUGUUGAAGUCCAUCUCGAUGGAAAUUUCAAACGUCUAUCCAGUUCUAAAAUGCUUAUGGAGCCACUGUCCUUUGAAAUAUAUCAUCAAUAUUCCAUCAAGUGAUUUUUUUUUGAGAAAGAGAAUAGCAACAUCAAAGAAUUUAAAAGGUCAUUUUGUGGUAUUUUAUUCUUGUUAAAUAUUAAUACGUUAUUGCUAUAACAAAAUAGUUGAAGAUAAUAAAUUAUAAUUCAAUAUAUAUGCUUCGAAAAUUUCGGUGUUUCUUGUUUAUUGAAUUCAUCAAAACAGUAUGUUUCAUGUCUCGAAUCUUUAAUCUUGCCUUGCUAGGGAAACAAGCUUGGCGUUUCAUUCAAUCUCAUGAGUUCUUUGUCUCAAGGGUGUUUAGAGCCAAAUAUUUUUCAAAUUCCUCCUUCUGUGAAGCUAAGUUGGGUGGCAGCCCAUCCUUUGUAUGGAGGAGUAUUUUGGAGACACAAACUUUAAUCAAGAACAAUUGUAGAUGGAGAGUUGGUCAUAUUUUAGAAACUUCCUAUCUUUGAAAUCAUGCAUUUUUUUUUCUUCUUUAGACUUUUCUCUCCUAUUUUUCUUAGUCUUCCAUUCACAUCUUUAAUUAAAAAGUGUUACAUGUUUCAUGUGGAACAGUCUUUUAAAAGACAAAUUUGUAACUUUCAAUGUAUGAAGUUUAUGUUAUACUCA
This is a messenger RNA of Ipomoea triloba (trilobed morning glory), 5289 nucleotides long. Its product is annotated as TMV resistance protein N-like. Gene Ontology annotation, biological process: defense response; signal transduction. The transcript is spliced from 9 exons. Bases 107 to 3595 code for a protein of 1162 amino acids. The record is from RefSeq and is a predicted model, not a curated record. Gene Ontology annotation, molecular function: ADP binding. NCBI's taxonomy places the organism in Eukaryota, Viridiplantae, Streptophyta, Magnoliopsida, Solanales, Convolvulaceae.